Leptomonas pyrrhocoris is the source of this 3121-nucleotide messenger RNA. RefSeq lists its product as hypothetical. The transcript has a single exon. The record is from RefSeq and is a predicted model, not a curated record. The coding region runs from base 356 to 3121 and encodes 921 amino acids. Lineage: Eukaryota; Euglenozoa; Kinetoplastea; Trypanosomatida; Trypanosomatidae.
GUUGUUUCUGUGUUUGCUUCGAGUAGACUGUUCUUUCGCGUAGCGUCUCCCAUCGCGUCGCCUGUGACUUCUGGUUUUUUUUUCUUCGUGUGCGUGUGUGUUACUGGUUAAUUGUAGAAGAAAUAAAUCAACCAAACAAAUAAAUACUCCCUUAUUAUUAUUGUGAGAGUUUGAAUCUACUCAUUUUUCUUUCUUUAAAUUUCGGUCAUCUGUCGUUCAAUUAUUAUUUUUUGUUCUUCCCCGUUUUGGAAACACGCAACCAAAUCGUAUAUUCUCGAGGUAGUCUAUUCGUGAAGCACACGCCUACAUACGUAUUUUCGCUGAAAGCAGUUUCUUGGGAUAUUGUAUCGCCAAAAUGCAAGGUGGAGCUCCUAACAACACCAACCCGUACGGCAGCUACCAGGCCGGCGCAGGUGCUGGUGCCGGUGGUUACUCCUCCCCGCAGCAGCCACAAGCGGGUGGCAUGCAGGGCUACCCCCCAGCGGCCGGCCGCGGAGGUUACUAUCCUCAACAGCAGCAGCAGCAGCAGUACGGCGGCGGCUACGGGGGACAAGCGUACGGCCAGGGUUACGCCCCGCGUGGCGGUUACCAGCAGCAACAGCAGAUGCCGCCCCAGCAAGGAGGCUACGCACCGCGUGGAGGCUACUACCAGGGCGGCGGCUACGGCGGCAGCGGCGCUCAGCAGGGCUACGGCGGCCCCGCACAAACGAACCGUGGCGGUUACGGUCAGGGCUACUACCCCCAGCAACAGCAGCAGUCCUACCAAAACCAGGGCUAUAAUGCGAACAACCAGUACGGCAACAUGUCCCGCGGCGGCUUCCAGGGUGGUGCCUACCGCAGCCAGCAGCCUUACGGUCAGCAGCAGCAGGGCCGUGGCGGCUUCCAGCGCGGCGGUCGUGGCGGUCGUGGCGGCCGCGGCGGACGUGGCGGCCAAGGCGGCGCUCGCUUCAACGAGUCCUUCGCCGUCGUCCACCUCGACAGCUACGCCCAGCUGGAGGAGGCGGGCCGCAAAGGGUCCACAGAGGAGAUGGUACCGGCGGACGUGCUGGCCGGCAUCCGCGGCCGUUCCCGCGGUGGCCCUAUCCGCCUGCUCGUGGUAAUUCAAAAGAAGUACGUCGCGGCCUGUCUCUCGCUGCCACGUCACUCCGACGAUGCGCUGCUCUCUGAGAAGACGGCGGAGACCUUUAUGCAGGUGCCGUGCGUCACGGCAAACCACGCGAACCGUCUGGUGGACCUGUCCAACGGCAGCAGCAUCCAGGGCGCCGUGUACGGCAUCCUGCGCUCUCUGAUGGUGAUGCUGACUCCUUUUGACAAGCCCCAGGCGGCACCGGCCGAGGACCAACAGCCGGUGGACGUGCAGGCGAAGACGACCGAUGACCUGCUGGAGGCGCUGACGAAGGACGUGGCCACCUACGAGGCGGUACUGACUGCCAUGUCGGCCGACUCCGACGAGUCCACGCAGCUGUUUGCUCGUCUGAUGCGCAUGGACGCUGCCGCGGAGGAGGGUGAGCCGGAGAAGGAGCACGACGAGGCAGAUGAGGCAGAGGAGGCGGGUGAGGAGGACGGCGGGGAGGCAAAGGAGGGGGAGAAGUCUGCGACGGCCGCGGGUGCUGGCGGGGCGGCAGCCGCUCCCAAGAAGCCGCGCCACACGCUGAUGUCGUCGCCGCAAGGCAUUCGCAUUUUGCAUGCCGCCCUCGCCGUGGGUAGCAAACGCAGCGUCUUUUUUGAGAAGUUGACGCCGCCGCCUGCGAAGGCCGAGGUCGACCCGCUGGCUCGCCUGGAGUGGACGACCUCCCUUCGCCUGCUCAACCCGCUUUUCCAGUACCCGCUGCUCUCCGACCUCACGUUUCAGUUCUUCGGCGUCGUGCCCGUGGGUGCGUCGGACAUGAAGGCGACGAAGCCGAAGGCGGCCGAGUUGAAGGCACUUUGUGACGCCUUCGCCCGCUACGGCGUCUUUCUGUGCAGCUCCGCCGCCUCCGGCAACAUGAUUCUGUCGCUGCUGGACGCGCUCGACCCGAAGCAGGCGAAGACGAUCGCCGCGGAGCGGGCGGCGGAGGAGGCAGGGACGCGGAGGCCCGGCACGAAGCGCGGCCGCGACGGGGAGGAGAACGCCGAGACGAGCCCCGACGACGCCGCCGCGCAGAAGGCCAAGAUGGAGGGGGAGAAGACGGAGGAGGAGGCGAAGCCCGCCGCGGUGGAGCAAGUGCACGCCCCCGCCAGCCUGGCCGAGUUCAACGCUCCUACCGGGCCGCAGGACUGGCAUUUGUACUAUGCCAUCGCGGAGUCGUGGUGCACGGGCGAACAGCCCCUGUCGCGGCGCCGAAAGACACGCUUCACGACGCCCGCCCAGCAGGAGGCUGACGCCGCCGAGGCGCAGAAGCCGGCGACGGUAGAGGGUCGCCUUCAACACGUCAGCCACCACGCGGCUGGCUCCUUUUUGAUACGCUACAUGAUGCCGGUCUUCGCGGACGCCGUGCUGGCCUCGUUGAAGAACCCCGCAAGCCGUAAGAAGAAGGAGCACGACGCGUUUGUGCGCAACUGCGAGACGCUGCUGACAGCCAUGGUGUCGAGCUGGACGUCGACGGAGCCCAGCUACACGGAUGGCUACAUCUUCCGCUCCUUCUUAACAAGCCUCGGGGCUCGUGCUAUUCCGGGCACACCCAUCGAGGCCGCUCUGCGGACCCUCAACGAGGGUAUCGUGAACACCAUCUUUGAGUCGUCGCGCGAGAAGUACCGCUCGCACUGCGUGCAGGAGGCGUUGACGGUGGCGCGGCAGACGAAGGACGGCGGCCAGUUUGUGCUGCAGGUGGCGCGCGCACUGAUGGAGAAGGGCGAUGAGGCGCUGCUGAGUCUCGCUAUCAGCCCCUCCGGCAACUACGUGGUGCGCCACCUGUGCGGACAGCUGACGGACUACGCGACCGGCAAGGUAAGCGCGGCGGAGCCGGAGGUGGUCGAGGAGGCGAAGGAGUUGGAGGCCAAGUACUUUCAAUUUAUGAGCACCAACAUGGCGAAGCUUAGCGGCGUUCAGUACGGCCGUGGCCUGGUGGGGUGGCGCGGCGAGCAGGCGGCGCGCUUCUCUCAGUCGCCCGCGCCCGCGACGCCAGCCGCGCCCGCGGCAUAG